AUGACACCGAUAGGGGCCCCUAAAAAAACCAAGGGGGAAGAAGAACGAGAAGAAAAAGAGGCCGUAGAGACGGCACGCUCCAGAAAACCUGCAGCCGGGAACGACCCAACAGAAAACCGGAAAAAGGGGCCCCGUAAAAACCAAGAGGGAGGCACUCCAACGCGAACAAAAACCCUUACACCCAACCGGGACAAACAAGCCAAAGGGGGCAAGCCCGAAAACUCACUGGGAACCGCCGAAACCCCACAAAGAAAGCCACAAAAGCCCGGGAAAUAGCAAAAGAAAAAAAAGGCCGCCAUCAAAAACGACAACUACAAUACAAGAGCAACAGGCCAGGAGAAUCCCAACAAGCGGGAAAACCGAAAAAGAGUGGCCUAAGCCACCUUUGCUUUGAUGUUUUGCUUGAGAUGGGGCCUUGAGAUAUGUGGGUCUGCCGUUGGGGGUGUGCCAAAGUGCCGUGUGCAUGCCAUGCCUGUUGUAUAAAGCAGCGCGCGCUGCCAAGUGUCCGACCGACCCUAAGUCGCUGCUGCCCGCAAAUAUAGCUGCUGCUGUCCCGACAAUUCUGUUUGUGGCUAGUGUGUGCGUGGACUGCCGCCCCUUGCCCUUUUAAAGAAGAAAUUCCCCCCCCUCAACCCCCGAUCGAAUAAGGGCUUAUCCAAAAGACUUCGGUUUUGCGCGAGGCUUACCCCCCAAACUCAGGAAAUGGCGACGCAACACCAACCUGUUUAAUGACCGGACACCCUUGACCUACAGAGUGAUAUGGAACCAGACUGUUUAUUGACCAUCCAUUGACCUUACCCAGAGUUGUAGAUGUAACCAACUGUUAUGACCCUAAAAAGCCUUGACCUUACAGAGUGGAGAGGGAACCCUACUGUUAUUGACCAUGGCCUUGACCUUACAGAGUGGAGAUGAACCAGACUUUAUUGACCAUGCUUGGACCUUACGACGUGGAGAGGAACCAUACUGUUAUUGACCAGGACACCUUGACCUUGACAAGGUGAGAUGUAACCGAAGACUGUUAUUGACCAUCGAGCCUUGACCUUAGAGUGGAGAUGGACCCAUGCUGUUAUUGACCCUAAAAGACCCCUUGACCUUAAAAAGAGUGGAGAUGGAACCAGACUGUUUAUUGACCAUGCCUCUGACCUACCCAGAGUGGAUAUGGAACCAGACUGUUUAUUGAUCCAUGAGGCUUGACCUUACAGCGUGGAGAUGGAACCAGAAAUGUUAUUGACCAUGCCUUGACCUUACAGAGUGGGAGAUGGAACCGAGCACUGUUAAUUGACCAUGCGAAGAAAAGCUUGACCCUUACAGAGUGGAGUCUGAACCAGACGUUAUUGACCAUGCUUGACCUUACAUAUGGAUGAUGGAACCAACUGUUAUUACCAUAAAGGCCUUGACCUUCCAGAGGUGGAGAUGAACCAAAAACUGUUAUUGACCAGGACACCAAUUGACCUGAGAAUACAAGUGGAGAUGGAACCAUACUGUUUAUUUACAGGACACCUUGACUUACAAGAGUUGAACAUAUGGAACCAGACUGUUAUUGGGGGGGGGGGGAACCUGCCUUGACGUAAACCGAGUGGAGUAUGGAACCACUGAUCGUCCAUGCCUUUACCUUGACACGAGUGGAGAUGGAACCAGACUGUUUUGACCUGCAUUGACCUUACAGAGUGAGGAUGAACCAGACGUUAUUGACUCUGGCCUUGACCUUACAGAUGGAGACUGGAACCAGAACUGUUAUGCCCAUGGCUUACCUUACAGAGUGGAGAUGGAACCAAGACUGUUUAUGACCAACAUGCCUUGACAAUUACCAGAGUGAAGAUGGAACCACAACUGUUAAUUGACCAGAUGCGUUGACCUUACAGAAGUGGAGAUGGAACCAGACUGUUUAUUGACCAUAGAAAAAGAAAAAAAGUCCCUUGACUUACAGAGUGGAUAAUGGAACCAACUGAUUAUUACCAGGAACACUUGUACCUUACGAGUGGAGAUGGAACCAUACUUUUAUUGACGCAUGCCCUUUGACCUAUACAAGUGAGAAUGAACCAGCUGAUUUAUUGACCAGACACCUUGACCUACGAGUGAGUGAACCGAUACGUUAUGACCAUAGCCUUGACCGGUUCCAGAGUAGAGAUUGGAACCAGACUGUGAUUGACCAGGACCCCUGACCUUAGACAGAGUGGAGAUGGAACCAGACAUGUUAUUACCAGGACACCGGGUGACCUUGACAAUAGGUGGAGAUGGAACCAGACUGUUAUUCUACCAUGGCAUGACCUUACAGAGUGGAGAUGGAACCAGACUGUUAUUGACCAUUGGGUGCACUUGACCUUACAGAGGGGGGUAAGAAGCCAUACUGUUAUGGACGCAUGACAAGGACCUUGACCUUACAGAGUGGAUAUGGAACCCGACUUUUUGUGACUCAUUCCUUGUACCUUCCGAGAGUGGAGAGUGACCGAAUGGAAAGACUGUUAUUUGACCAUAAUUCCUUGAACCUUACAGAGUAGAGAUGGAACACAGACAGUGUUUCUUGACCAUGGGGAUCGCUUGACCAUUACAGAGUGGAGAUGGAACUUUACGUUUAUUGAAGACCAUUGGCCUUGACCCUUACAGAGUGGAGAGGAACAGACUGUUUAUUGACCCUAAAAGAUCCUUGACCUUACGAGUGAUAGUAGAUGGUAACCAUACCUGUUUAUUGUGGGGGGCGCAGGACACCUGACCGUACAGAGUGGGAGAUGGAACCAGAACUGUUAUUGACCCAGGACCGGCCUUGCCUUACAGAGUGGGAGAUGGAACCAGACUGUUAUUGACCAUUGAAAAGCCUUGACCUUACAGUCAGUGGAUAUGGAACGCUACUGUUUUGACCAUAAGCGCCUUGACCUUAAGAGUAGAGAUGGAUACCAGACUGUUAUUGACCAGGAGGACACUUGACCUUACAGGUGGCGAUUGACCAGACUGUUAUUGACGCAGACACCUUGACCUUCCAGAGUGGAGAUGGAACCGACUGUUUUGGACGCAUGAGCCCUUGAACCUUAAACGAUGGAAAUGGAACCAGAACUGUUUAUUGACCAUAUCCUUGACCUUACAUACAGAGUGGAGUGGAACCAGACUGUUAUUGACCCAGGACACCUUGACCUUACAUUACGAGUAGAGAUAGACCCAGACUUUUAUUGACAAGCAUGCCUUGCACUUACAGAGUGGAGAUGGAACCAGACGGUUUUAUUGACCAUGCCCUGACCUUACAGAGUGGAGAUGGAACCAGACUGUUUAACCCCUGCCUUGACCUUACAGAGUGAUAAUGGAACCAAAAAAGAAAAAAAAAAACAGAAAUUAUAUUGUGACAGUACACCUUGAACUUACAGAGUAGAGAAUGGAAAAAUCGAGACUGUUAUUGACCAUAAGAGAGCCGUUGUACUUUACGAGGGAGAUGGAACCAGACCUGUUAUUGAACCAUAGUCCAUUGACCUUACAGAAGUGGAGAUGGAACCAUACUGUUAUUGUGACCAGGCCUUGACCUUACAAGAGUGGAGAAAUGGCAACCACCCUAUAAUUAUUGACCAUUAGGCCCUUGACCUUACAAGUGAGAUGGACCAGACGGUUCUUGACUGCAUGCCUUGACCUUACAAGAGUGGAGAUGGAACCAGACUGUUAUUGACCUAACAUUUACCUUACAGAUUGAAGAUGGAACCAGACUUUUAUUGAGCCAUGCCUUUACCUUACAGAGUAGAGAUGGAACCCGACUUUUAUUUUGACCAGAAAGGCAGGGGACAGCCUUGACCUUACAGAGUGGAGAUGGAACCAUACUGUUGUGACCAGGACAACCUUGACCUUACAAGAGUGGAGAUGGAACCAGACUGUUAUUGACCAUGCCUUGACCUACCAGAGUGGAGAUGGAACCAGACUGUUUGACCAGGACAAACCCUUGACCUUACAGCGUAUGCGAUGGAACCAGACUAGUUAUGACCACCCCCACCCCCCCCCCCCCCCCCCCCCCCCCCCCCCCCCCCCCCCCCCCCCCCCCCCCCCCCCCCCCCCCCCCCCCCCCACCCCCCCCCCCCCCCCCCCCCCCCCCCCCCCCCCCCCCCCCCCCCCCCACCCCCCCCCCCCCCCUUAGGAACCCUUGACCUUACAGAGUGGAGAUUGAACCAGACUGUUGGUAUUGACCAGAGAUCCAAAAGCUUGACCUUACAGAGUAAGAUGGAAAGAAUCCAGAGAACUGUUAUUGACACAGGACACCUGAACCUUAAAAGUGGAUAGGACACAACAGAUCGUGUUAUGUGACCAGGUACACUUUGACCUUAACAGAGUGGGAGAUGAACCAGACUUUAUUGACCAUGAGACACCUUGGACCUUAACAAAGGAGUGGAGAUGGCUAACCAGACUGUUUUAUUGACCAGGACAGAAGGCACCCUUGACCUUUCCAGAGUAGAGAUGGAACCAGACUUUUAUUGAACCAAGGACACCUUUGACCUUCAGAGAUGAGAUGCCCCAGACUGGUUAUUGCCAUAAAACAAGGCCUGACCUUACAGAAGUGAUGAAUGGAACCGACUGUUAUUGACCAUCCAAGAGCCUUACCUUACAGGUGGAGAUGGACCAAGACUGUUUUAUUUUGAACCAUGCCUUGACCUUACAGAGUGGAGAUGGAACCCGACUGUGUUUGACCAUAAAAGGCCUUACCUUACAGAGUAAGAGAUGAACCAUAUGUGGCUUGACCAUGGCUUUGACUACAGAGUAGAGAUGAACCAUACUGUUUAUUGACAGCCUUUUACUUACAGAGUCAGAUGGAACCAGACGGUUAUUUACCAUGGGCCUUGAAACCAUUACAGAGUGGAGAUGGAACCAGCCGUUUAAUUGACCAUAAAUCCUUGACCUUACAGAGUGGAGAUGGAACCAGACUGUUAUUGACCUCAGCCUUGACCUUACAGAGUGGAGAUGGAACCAGACGUUAUUGCCAUGCCUUGACCUUCGCAUGGAGAUGGAACCAGACUGUUAUUGACCAUGCCUUGCCUUACAGAGUGGAGAUGGAACCAGACCUGUUAUUACCAGGACACUUUACUUGAACAGAGUGGAGUGAACCAGACCUGGAUUUAUUGACCAUUAGCCUUACCUUACAAGAAGUGGAGAUGGAACCAGACUGUUAUUGACGCUAGAAGAGCUUGACCUUACAGAUGGAGAUGGAACCAGACUGUUAUUGACCAGGACACCUUGACCUUACAGAGUCGAGAUGUAAAACCAAGCUGUUUUGUAUAUUACCAUGGAGCAAUCCCUUGACCUUACAGAGUGUAGAUUGGAACCAGACUGUUAUUGACAUGCCUUGACCGUUACAGAGUGGAGAUGAAUCCAGACUGUUUUAUUGACCUAAAAAUGAGCCUUGAACCGGAUUACAGAGUGGAGAUGGGGGGGGGGGGGGAACCAGACUGUUAUUAGACCAGGACACCUGCCCUGACAGAGUGGUGGAUGGAACCAGACGGUUAUUGACCAGGCCAACCUUGACCUUACAGAGUGGAGAUGGAAACAACGGUGUAUUUGGACCCAGGCCUUGACCUUACAGAGUGGAGAUGGAACCAUACUGUUAUUGCCAUGCCUUGACCUUACAGAGUGGGAGAUGGAACCAUAUUUAUUGACCAUGCCUUUGACCUUACAUAGUGGAGAUGGAAACCAGACUGUGUAUUGACCAUGCUUGACCUUACGAGUGGAGAUGUAACCGACUGUUAUUUGACCCUCGCGUUGACCACCUUAACGUGUGGGAUAUGGAACAGACUGUUAUUGACCAUGGGCUUGACCUUACAUAGUGGAGAUGAACCCGACAUGUUUAUUGACCUUGCCUUGACCUUAACAUUGUGGAGGAUGGAACCAGACUGUUUAUUGACCAGCCUUGACCUUACAGUCGUGAAGAGAUGGAACCAGACUAGUUAUUGACCAUGGCCUUGACCCCUUAACAGAGUAGAGAUUGGAACCAGACUGUUAUUUACCAUGCCUUGACCUUACAGAGUGGAGAGGUAACCAGACUGUUAUUACUGAACAAUGACACACCUUUGGACAUUACGAGUGGAGAUGGAACCAACUAUUUAGUGACCAUCGCCUUGACCUACAGAGUGGCAUGGGAACCAUACCUGGUUACGAAACAGGACACCUUGCCUUACAGAGUGGAGAAUAGAAGGGAACCAGACUGUUAUUGACCAGGACACUUUGAGCCUUCCAGAGUGCAUGGAACCAUACUGUUAUUGAACCAUUCCAUUGACCUUACAAGUGGAAUGGAAACCAGACUGUUUGGACCGGACAAACUUGCAAACCUUACAGAGUGUAUGGAACCAACUGUUAUUGACAUGCCUAAGGACUUACGCGUGGAGAUGGAACCAGACUGUUCUUGACGCAUAAAAGCCUUGCCUUACAGAGUGGAAUGUGAAACCUAACUGUUAUUGACCAUGCCUUGAACCUUUACCGUAGUAUAGAUGAGGAACCAAACUGUUAUUGACCAUAAAAAGAAGGAGCCUUGACCUUAACAGAAGUGGAGAUGGACCAGACUGUUAUUUAUGAACCAGACAACCUUUGACCUUACGAGUGGAGAUUGAACCAGACUGUUUAUUGAACCAUCGGCCUUGAAAACCUUACAAGUGGAGAUGGAACCAGACGGUUUAUUGACCAUGCCUUGACCUAAAAGUACGAGUGGAGAAUGGACCAUACUGUUAUUGACAAAUGAAGCAACUUUGUGACCUUACAGAGUGGAGAUGAUCCGAAGACUGUUAUUGACACAUGCUUGACCUUACAGAGUGGGAGAGGACCAGACUGUUUAUGAACCAUUGCCCUUGAACCCCCCCCUUUAGCGAUUGGAGAUGGAACCAACUGUUAUUGACCAUAAGCCUUGAGACCUUACAGAGUGGAGAUGGAACCAGACUGUUAUUGACCAUGCCUUGACCUUACAGAGUGGAGAUGGACCCAGACUCUUGUCAGGCUGUGUUCAGGCAGCGCGUACCUGAGCCCACACCACCCCUAUGACCUUCAAAGAAGGGUCAAAGAUGAUCCAUUAUAUUGACAAGAUGGUUGAGUGACCGCUCUAAUAACGGAUGUACACGUCCUUAAAGAUGGAAGGCAGGCGGGAGGAGGCAAGAUCAGGUGGGACCAUUCUAGCCAAUGAGAGGGCAGAUGGGUGUGUGAAUAACAGGCACAACUCCCAUAUAAAGAUGAGGGGUGUUGAAUAUUCGAUGAGGGGUGUUGAAUAUUCGAUGAGGUGUGUUGAAUAUUCGAUGAGGGGUGUUGAAUAUUUGAUGAGGGGUGUUGAAUAUUCGAUGAGGGGUGUUGUCGUCAACCGCCUGGAUUCUACGUCGAAGGUAUUUCAAAUUCAUCGACCUUAUGAAUAUGCAUAGCGCGUCUUGAAUUUCAACAGGAACAACUGGGAUAUAAGUAGUUUUUUCUCAAAGUUGCCGGAUCUCACUUAUAUACAUUAGCAACCUAAGCAUUAAAAAACGUAUAUUAGAUCAAAUAGUCCUCACGUACAGUGCCUUGCAAAAGUUUUUAAUCCCCCUUGGCGUUUUUCCUAUUUCGUUGCAUUACAACUUGUAAUUUAAAUGGAUUUUUAUUUGGAUUUCAUGUAAUGGACAUACACAAAAUAGUCCAAAUUGGUGAAGUGAAAUGAAAAGUGGUGCGUGCAUAUGUGUUCACCCCCUUUGCUAUGAAGCCCCUAAAUAAGAUCUGGUGCAACCAAUUACCUUCAGAAGUCACAUAAUUAGUUAAAUAAAGUCCACCUGUGUGUAAUCUAAGUGUCACGUGAUAUGUCACAUGAUCUCAGAAUAUAUACACCUGUUCUGAAAGGCCCCAGAGUCUGCAACACCACUAAGCAAGUGGCACCACCAAGCAAGCGGCACCAUGAAGACCAAGGAGCUCUCCAAACAGGUCAGGGACAAAGUUGUGGAGAAGUACAGAUCACGGUUGGGUUAUUUAAAAAAAUCUGAAACUUUGAACAUCCCACGGAGCACCAUUAAAUCCAUUAUUAAAAAAUGGAAAGAAUAUGGCACCACAACAAACCUGCCAAGAGAGGGCCGCCCACCAAAACUCACGGACUAGGCAAGGAGGGCAUUAAUCAGAGAGGCAACAAAGAGACCAAAGAUAACCCUGAAGGAGCUGCAAAGCUCCACAGCGGAGAUUGGAGUAUAUGUCCAUAGGACCACUUUAAGCCAUACACUCCACAGAGCUGGGCUUUACGGAAGAGUGGCCAGAAAAAAAGCCAUUGCUUAAAGAAAAAAAUAAGAAAAAAUGUUUGGUGUUCGCCAAAAGGCAUGUGGGAGACUCCCCAAACAUAUGGAAGAAGGUACUCUGGUCAGAUGAGACUAAAAUUGAGAUUUUUGGCCAUCAAGGAAAACGCUAUGUCUGGCGCAAACCCAACACCUCUCAUCACCCCGAGAACACCAAUGAAUGUUUUUCAUUGGCAGGGACUGGGAAACUGUCCAGAAUUGAAGGAAUGAUGGAUGCCGCUAAAUACAAGGAAAUUCUUGAGGGAAACCUGUUUCAGUCUUCCAGAGAUUUGAGACUGGGACGGCGGUUCACCUUCCAGCAGGACAAUGACCCUAAGCAUACUGCUAAAGAAAAUUUUGAGUGGUUUACGGGGAAACAUUUAAAUGUCUUGGAAUGGCCUAGUCAAAGCCCAGACCUCAAUCCAAUUGAGAAUCUGUGGUAUGACUUAAAAAUUGCUGUACACCAGCGGAACCCAUCCAACUUGAAGGAGCUGGAGCAGUUUUGCCUUGAAGAAUGGGCAAAAAUCCCAGUGGCUAGAUGUGCCAAGCUUAUAGAGACAUACCCCAAGAGACUUGCAGCUGUAAUUGCUGCAAAAGGUGGCUCUACAAAGUAUUGACUUUGGGGGGGUGAAUAGUUAUGCACGCUCAAGUUUUCUGUUUUUUUGUCUUAUUUCUUGUUUGUUUCAUCCCAAAAAAUAUUUUGCAUCUUUAAAGCGGUAGGCAUGUUGUGUAAAUCAAAUGAUACAAACCCCCCCAAAAUCAAUUUUAAUUCCAGGUUGUAAGGUAACAAAAUAGGGAAAAUGCCAAGGGAGGUGAAUAUUUUCACAAACCACUGUAUCAAAAUAGCAAUUCAUGUUUACCUUGACAAUUCGACACUCAUUUGCCCCCCAUACAAAAACUCCUCACCUGCUUAAUAAUUAAGGAUCUGCUUAAUGUGAAGAGAUUUUGGGCAGAGAUAUGGCUCUCGCGUCACGUCCCUCUCUGUGGGAUCAUUCAGUUCAGUCUACAACUGGGUUCCCAGCAAACAGGGGACGUCCUAAGGACAUUCGGUGACGUUGCCAUUAGGUCCCUUGAAGGGUUUCAGUCAAGAAGUUAUCCCAUUCUAGGAAUAUUAAAACAUGACGUUAACCCCAGGACCAUUAGAGGAUGUUCAGUACAGGUCCCGGUUUGGUAAUUUGAUGUCCAUUAGGGAACGUUAUGAAAAGGUUUAUAUUUGGUUCUGUUAGGAUGUUAUCUAUGGGACGUUCAAUGGCCACAAGGGGACGUUUUCAUGACGGUCAAGGGGAAGUCGCAUGAUAGGGAUGUAGCUCAGUUGGUAGAGCAUGGUGUUUGCAACGCCAGGGUUGUGGGUUCGAUUCCCACUGGGGGGCCAGUAUGAAAAAUAUAAAAUAAUGUAUGCACUAACUGUAAGUCGCUCUGGAUAAGAGCGUCUGCUAAAUGACUACAAUGUAAUGUAAAAUGUAUGAUGGUCCGGAACGUUCUCCGGGAUAGUUCCCUGGAAGUUACCAGGACGUCACUGAGGACCAUGUCAGGUCCUUUUGAGGAUGUCACCUGACGGUCCCAAGGGAUGGUCCUAUCAAUCUAUCUAUCUCUAUCUCUCUCCUCUCUCCAUUCAGCCACAAGAGCAUCAGUGAGGUCGCGGGCACUGAUGUUGGGCGAUUAGGCCUGGCUCGCAGUCGGCGUUCCAAUUCAUCCCAAAGGUGUUGGAUGGGGUUGAGGUCAGGGAUUUGUUCACGCCAGUCGAGUUCUUCCACACCGAUCUCGACAAACCAUUUCUGUAUGGACCCCGCUUUGUGCACAGGGGCAAUGUCCUGCUGAAACAGGAAAGGGCCUUCCCCAAACUGUUGCCACAAAGUUGGAGGCACAAAAUCGUCUAGAAUGUCUAGAAUGUCAUUGUAUGCUGUAGCAAUAAGAUUUCCCUUCACUGGAACUAAGGGGCCCGAACCAUGAAAAACAGCCCCAGACCAUUAUUCCUCCUCCACCAAGCUUUAUAGUUGGCACUAUGCAUUGGGGCAGGUAGCGUUCUCCUGGCAUCCACCAAACCCAAAUUCGUCCAUCGGACUGCCAGAUGGUGAAGCGCGAUUCAUCACUCCAGAGAACGCGUUUCCACUGCUCCAGAGUCCAAUGGCGGUGAGCUUUACACCACUCCAGCCGACGCUUGGCAUUGCGCAUGGUGAUCUUAGUCUUGUGUGCGGCUGCUCGGCCAUGGAAACCCAUUUCAUGAAGCUACCGACGAACAGUUAUUGUGCUGACGUUGCUUUUAUUUAAUCAAUUUUAGAAUAAGGCUGUAACGUAACAAAAUGUGGAAAAAGUCAAGGGGUCUGAAUACCAAAUGCACUGGAUUUUGAACAAUAUGAACUGGGUGUGUUGUUUUGGUUCAUUCCUGUCUGAGUGUCUGCUCUGCACGUCUCCUGUUCUCUUGUUAGUCUCACAAUCUUCUCCGUUAGAAUCCAAUCAGCUCAUGAUGCUGUGUGUCGGGGUGGGGAGGGGGGAGGAUGUUUUUUGGCAUUCCUCUGACAGACAGAUGGACAGACAGAAUCCUGGAUUCUGUUGUGUUCGUCUCAUUCCAGAAACAUUCCGUGGUUCUCCUCUUUAAACAACAAUGUUCCCAAAACCACCAGUCUCAGUUUACAUCACUGGCCUUGGACUGCUGCUGUACUGCCCUACUACACACACACACACACACACACACACACCACACACACACACACACACACACACACACACACACACCACACACACACACACACACACACACACACAGAGAGAGACACACACACACACACACACACACACACACACACACACACAGACACAGACACACACACACACACACACACACACACACAGAGAGAGACACACAGAGACACACACACACACACACACACACACACACACACAGACUUCUCCUGUGUCUCCUGUUAGCUGAGGGGAGGAGCCAGUCCUAUGUGCAUGGUUAAUGAGGUUGUGUGUGUGUGUGUGUGUGUGUGUGUGUGUGUGUGUGUGUGUGUGUGUGUGUGUGUGUGUGUGUGUGUGUAAAGGUAUCUGUGACCAACAGCUGCAUAUCUUUAUUCCCAGUCAUGUGAAAUCCAUAGAUUAGGGCCUGAUGAAUUUAUUUCAAUUGACUGAUUUCCUCAUAUGAACUGUAACUCAGUAAAAUCUUUUGAAAUUGUUGCAUGUUGUGUUUUAUAUUUUUGUUCAGUAUUCAUUACCCAGAGUCCUCCUGUGUGUCUGUUCUCUGAUAGGCUGGUCGAGGCAGUGUGAGAGCCAGUGGAAACUUCAACGCCAACCAAGAUGCAGAGACACUCUACAAGGCCAUGAAGGGGCUGGGUCAGUGCUCUGAAUAUUAUGACUGUCCACGCAAAGUGAGUGAGUAAAACAUGGCACCAAAGAUUUGACUAUGGUUUUUGUUGUUGCCAUAGGAACUGAUGAAGAUUCCAUCAUGAAGUUGUUGACGUCACGUAGCAACAGCCAGAGACAGCAGAUCAAAGCUGCAUACAAGACCCUGCACGGCAAGGUUAGAACACAACCACAACAACAACCACAACACACAAACAAGACAACCACAAAGACAAACCACAAGACAACAACAAGACAAACCACAAACCACAACACAACCAAGACCAACCCACGAAGACAGCCACAACACAACACAAACACAACCAGCAUCGGAACAACACAACAACAACAAACACAACCACAAGACAAAACCAAAACAACAAGAAAACCACAAGAACAAACCGGACACACAAAACAAUGA
This is a messenger RNA of Coregonus sp. 'balchen', 11979 nucleotides long. NCBI's taxonomy places the organism in Eukaryota, Metazoa, Chordata, Actinopteri, Salmoniformes, Salmonidae. The record is from the annotation of a GenBank genome assembly.